UUGAUAUAAGAUUGUGUAUACUAUGAACACGGUGAUGAAGUGCAAGUUUAUUAACAAUUCUCAUUUUUCAAUUUUCAAGGUGAUUUUAACAAAACGUGAAUUUUCUCAAAAUUAUGAACGCUUUUCUUUGAUAGUAUACAUUAUGAUGUUUUUAAACAUUGACUGGACUAACCCACAAUUUCAAGAAACUGAUAUUUUUGAAAACUGGAGAAGUCAGGUAAAGAUUCAGGUCAACCACCUGGUUUAUACCAUAUAAACAAACCAACAUUACACAAACAAUCUACUCUAUUCAAUCGUACGCUUGGGCGUUUUAUGUAAAAUACACUGUCAGACAAACGGUACAUCAUUAUCCCAGGGAAGCUCAAAAACAGAAAGCACGAGGGUAUGAUGCUUACGGGUAUCAUGAUUCCAACACUUUCGAAGAUGUUAUACUUGAUUUAUUUUGCAACAAUCAUUGCAGCCAUUAACACCGAGAAACUGCAAGAUGACAGCAAAAGUGAAGUAGAACCCACGCCAAAUUUAUACACAAAUAUUACAUUUGGCGAAGAAAUGGUCAAUGGAACUGCAACAUUAGCUAAGGAUGAAGACGACAUUGAGAAAGCACUGAAGACAAACUUACAAUCGAAAGAAGAAUACAGUCAACUUCUUGAAAAAGCUAUCAACAGCAUCCACUCUAGCGAAUCUGAUCUGGAUGAUUUCCUAAACGCAUUGUCUGAUUUAGAACUCAAGGAACUCCUUGAAGCUGCGAAUGAAUCGAAAGAGAACUAUGACGGAGAUAUUGAUCUAUCGAGAGAACAAAUUAUUAAACUUAUUCGACUGCUCGAAUUAUUGGAAUCUUCAAAAGAAAUCAAAUUAUCGGGCAGUAUCAAUAAUGUAGAGAUGCACAGUCAAGAGGAGAAAGUUGUUGAAGAGGAACUUGUUGAACACAAACCAAUCGAAAAUAAAAUGAAGGAGAUAAAACAAAAGCAUGAGAGAGUACAAGAUCCAGCUAAACACCGUGUAAAAAGGAAAAUGUUGAGACGUUUUAAGAGUAAUGAAACAUGGACAUUCCCCAUCAAUUAUUACAUCUCCCCGGGAUUCUUUUUUUCAAAUGCUAAGAAACUGAUCAGAGAUAAUUUGCAAGUCUGGGAGGACCAAACAUGUGCAAGCUUCAAUGAAGUGUUUUUGCCUACAAAGUCACCUGGUAUUAUAUUCAAAAAUGGAAAGGGAUGCAAUUCAAUAACAGGUAAAACCAGUGAAGUCGCCAUGAGGGAAAUAGUUCUAGAACUACCCAAUUGUUUCCUCCCAGGGACGAUUCAACAUGAAAUCGGACAUGCUUUGGGUCUUGUACAUGAACACGCCAGACCGGAUCGAGACUCCUAUGUUACUAUAUACAACAGUAGAAUUCUCCCAGGAGCCAACGUAAACUAUGUGUCGUUUAAUUGGUUUGAAUCUUUGACGGAAAACGUGGAGUAUGAUUACACUUCUGCAAUGCAGUACGGUGGAACGCAUAUGGGCAACAGAGAGGGCACUGUGGUCAUGAAGGCAAAGUUUGAGGAAUACCAAAAGACAAUGGGGCAGAGAAUGGGACUUUCAUUCUUAGACGUGAAGAUCUUUAAUUAUCAAUACUGUAGAGAACGGUGUCCAGGAUAUGACACAUUGGAAUGGUCGGAGUGCCAACAUGGCGGAUACAGAAACCCACUCAAUUGCAGCGUGUGUCGAUGUAUUGAUGGAUGGAGCGGAGCAAAAUGUGAAAAUCUCGAACCGUCUUCAGAAGGCGUCACUCCUCACUUACGAAAGAGGCAAACCAUCUCAAAUGCUGUUUGUGGUGGAACAUUCUCUGCUGAUCCAAGUUCAAAAUCUUUGCUCAGUCCUGGUUACCCAUUACCGGGAUAUAAACGCCAUGCCACGUGCACAUGGCUUCUUCAGGCACCGUUUGGGCGCCGUGUAAGUGCACGUGUUGUUGGCGACUUUGAAACUGCCUGUUCGGUCGUAAAUUCAACCAUAUGUGACCACGAUUGGUUUGAAAUACGAUAUACCAAUCUAGGUUAUCCUGGGCCAAGGUUUUGUUGCACCGAAGGACCGAACAAAGCGUUUGUGUCAAUUGGAAACGAAAUGAUGAUAAUUCUGAAAUCAAACAACGUUUUUGUUGGAAAAGGCAAGAGAACUGGCUUCAAACUUGAAUAUUCUUCUAUUGAAGGUGAUGGAGUCGUUCCCUGUAAAGCAUUGAAGCUGAAAAAUGUUGACAAUAGCCAACAAAAAUGGAGACAAGGAAUUUACAAAAAACUGUCCAUUCCAUGGAAUUCUAAACCGGUGUAUAAGCACAUAAUAGAGCCAUUGUUCUUAUACCAUCGUUCGGGUACCUGGUUGUUUGGUGCAGUGGUAGGAGGAGUAAGUGCCGGGAUGAAAGUACUAAGCAAUGCGGCGUCACCCGACAAAGUCACUGAAACAUGGAAGUCGUUUAGUUCGGGAAAUUGGAUUUCAGAACCUCGAUUGUCAUUAACAUGCGACGAUAUAUGUGACAGUAUUUGGCUUAGCGGCAUUUCAAAACAAUCUACAUACGGUUAUCUAAAUGGAGCCUAUGCACUCUUCCAAAUGGACAAUAAUGGUGCGCCAGUGUAUAAAAAGAGGACCUCCUCUAAUGGGGAUGUAACAUUAAGCAUGAUCGGUAGAAAUAAAUGGCAGUUUAAGUCUGAUUCCCACACUUUGGUAUCACCUUUUAUUACGACUGAAACAAAUCCAGCAAAAAUACCAAAUGCGUGGUUAAUUGGCAAUAAGAAAAUAAAAAUUGAGUGUUAUUUUGGUACAAUACCAUGUGAUUCUAUUCUUGUGACUGGGAUCAAAAAUUACCAAUCACUUCGAAACGGGCUUUAUUUCUUGGAAGGAUCGUUAUUUAACGGGCGUCCCGUCUACACCCACGAGACUGGAAAACACUUUAUGUAUUACGGUAUCUUUGGUGAAGGUAUCAGGUACUGGUUCAUUGGCCGAGACAUGAAGGGCAGCGUGGGCGUGAGGGUCUCAGACACAGCUAUGGUUCCCGAGAAUAUCAUGGCCGACACGUGGGAACUGUUUGAUGGAAUCAAUCUGCAAUGGAAGACAGUCAAAACAGUUUCAGCUGACUGCGUUAACCUGGAUAUAACCCCAUGUCAGAAACUAUUCAUCUCUGGUAGUGCUCUACAGAGAGCCCGUCAGGGUGUUUAUGUACUAAGAGCAGGAUCACUGAACCACCGUCCAGUUUAUAUGCACGAAUCCGGAGACUCAUUCCUGUAUAUAAGUUCGAACGUAGAUGGUUGGGCCAUCGGUCCUGCUAUAGGUGGAUCUUCGUUUGGUGCUUACGUGCGGGACAGAGCAAUACUUCCUUACGACGUAACUUCAACAUGGAAAAUGUUUAAUGGGUUCGGCUUCGUGGAUGACUCAAAAUGGACCGUGGUGUGUUUUAAAGCACCAACACCCUGUGCAAAGAUUUUAUUCGGGAGUAGCCCUAGUCAGACUGCACGCCAAGGACUCUAUUUUCUGGAACCUAAGACAUUCAACCACCGUCCAGUAUACAAGCACGAAUUUGGUGAUGAUUAUAUGUUCUAUAGUGCUUCAAGUGGUAUGUGGUUCAUUGGAAGUUCAAUUGGGACAUCGUUGGUUGGAAUAUAUAGAAAUACCCGCUUGCCUACGCCACAAGCCAUUGGUACACCGUGGUCCGUUUUUGCUGGCAGAAGUUGGUCACUGGCACCAACAUUGAAAGCAAAAUGCAUAACAGGUCGCACAUCCUGUCGACGCCUUCUAGUCAGUGGUUUUGGCGGCACUCGUGCCCAAUUCAAUGGCCAGUAUGCCAUCACUGGAAGCGUCUUCAACUACAGAGCUUCAUAUAAGCAUACGUCACGUCGCCUGUAUAUGUAUUACAAAUUUGGUCACUGGCUUAUUGGAACAAUAUUAAAUGGUAACAGUGCAUCGAGUGAUUUGCUCAUAGACAAGAUGUUAUUCCCGUAAAGAUGUAAAGCAGUUCCUGCAACAAGUACAACAAUGGUUACAGAGACAAUUACUGACUUUUCUGACUGACUUGUCACAUUUUUUCUAUCGUAAUUAAAAAAGCAAUAAUAGAUUUGCCAGAUGACUAUAUGUGCUGCAAAAUACUGAAAAUGUUAAAUCAUUUAAGAACUAAUUCUUCACAUUAAUUUUUGGAUACCUUAUGGUCAACACACAAUUAGCAAUAUAUUCAAGAGUGAACUCAUACAUGUAGACAACGUUCUCAUCUUUUAUUUCCAAUUUCUGCAGACCGGACAGAAUGGUAUUAUCUUGAACACCAGUUAAUAACCAGUCUAAGCUGAAUAUAUAACAAACAAUUAUUAUUUAUCCAAGAUUAUCCAAGUUCAAUAAUGUACAUAUAUGUUAUCUUGUGACGGUUAUACCUCUAAUUAUUAUAAAUUAGGGUACUUAUACGAACUUGUAACAAACAGAGACAUAUCUAAUUCGAAUAAAUCAAUUGAUAACAUUAACCGAUUUUAUAAUUGAUAAACGUACACUCCCCUCCAUAUGUU
Owenia fusiformis is the source of this 4508-nucleotide messenger RNA. The record is from the annotation of a GenBank genome assembly. Lineage: Eukaryota; Metazoa; Annelida; Polychaeta; Sabellida; Oweniidae.